GAGAGGGCGGGGUUGAAGGUUUCGAUUAGUUGUCGCCGCUGCUGGGGAAGGUAAAGCGGUGACGGCGGCUUCAGGAGCUGUGGGGUCCCGGACUGGAGGUGGGGGACUCGGCGGGGGGAUCAUUUAAUACCUCACGUCAGAACAAAUAUGUGAACGUUCCUGCCAACUUGUGAGAAUUCUUCCUUUGGACAAUUUUUGUUCUACUUACUGCUCCACUUUCUUAGAAGUUCUAUUUUGAUGCCAUGUUCUGUGGCCUGCAUCAAAAGGGGAGUUUGUCUUCAUGAAGAUUCCUAACAUUGGUAAUGUGAUGAAUAAAUUUGAGAUCCUUGGGGUUGUAGGUGAAGGAGCCUAUGGAGUUGUACUUAAAUGCAGACACAAGGAAACACAUGAAAUUGUGGCAAUCAAGAAGUUCAAGGACAGUGAAGAAAAUGAAGAAGUCAAGGAAACGACUUUACGAGAGCUUAAAAUGCUUCGUACUCUCAAGCAGGAAAACAUUGUGGAGUUGAAGGAAGCCUUUCGUCGGAGGGGGAAAUUGUACUUGGUGUUUGAGUAUGUUGAAAAAAAUAUGCUUGAGUUGCUGGAAGAAAUGCCAAAUGGAGUUCCACCUGAAAAAGUAAAAAGUUAUAUCUAUCAGUUAAUCAAAGCUAUUCACUGGUGCCAUAAGAAUGAUAUUGUUCAUCGAGAUAUAAAACCAGAAAAUCUCUUAAUCAGCCACAAUGACGUUUUGAAACUAUGUGACUUUGGUUUUGCACGGAAUCUAUCAGAAGGCAAUAAUGCUAAUUACACAGAAUAUGUGGCCACCAGGUGGUAUCGGUCCCCAGAACUCUUACUUGGAGCUCCCUAUGGAAAGUCUGUAGAUAUGUGGUCAGUGGGCUGUAUUCUUGGGGAGCUUAGUGAUGGACAGCCUUUAUUUCCUGGAGAGAGUGAAAUUGACCAACUUUUUACUAUUCAGAAGGUGCUAGGACCACUUCCAUCUGAGCAGAUGAAGCUCUUCUACAGCAAUCCUCGCUUCCACGGGCUCCGGUUUCCAGCUGUUAACCAUCCUCAGUCAUUGGAGAGAAGAUACCUUGGAAUUUUAAAUAGUGUUUUACUUGACUUAAUGAAGAAUUUACUGAAGUUGGACCCAGCUGACAGAUACUUGACAGAACAGUGUUUGAAUCACCCUACAUUCCAAACCCAGAGACUUUUGGAUCGCUCCCCUUCAAGGUCAGCAAAAAGAAAACCUUACCACGUGGAAAGCAGCACUUUGUCUAAUAGAAACCAAGCCAGCAAAACUGCUGCCCUGCAGUCUCACCACAGAUCUAACAGCAAGGACAUCCAGAACCUAGGUGUGGGUCUGCCCCGGGCUGAUGAAGGUCUUCCUGCCAACGAAAGCUUCUUAAACGGAAACCUUGCUGGAGCUACUCUUAGUCCCAUGCACACCAAAACCUACCAAGCGAGCAGCCAGCCUGGGUCCGCCAGCAAAGAUCUGACCAACAACAACAUACCACACCUUCUCAGCCCCAAAGAGGCCAAGUCAAAGACAGAAUUUGAUUUUAAUAUCGACCCAAAGCCUUCAGAAGGCCCGGGCACGAAGUACCUUAAGUCAAGCAGCAGAUCUCAGCAGAACCGGCACUCAUUUAUGGAAAGUUCGCAGAGCAAAGCCGGGACGCUGCAGCCCAGUGAAAAGCAGAGUCGGCAUAGCUACAUCGACACCAUUCCCCAGUCCUCUAGGAGUCCCUCCUACAGGACCAAGGCCAAAAGCCAUGGGGCACUGAGUGACUCCAAGUCCGUGAGCAACCUGUCGGAAGCCAGGGCCCAGAUGGCAGAGUCCAAUACCAGUAGGUACUUCCCAUCCAGCUGCUUGGACUUGAACUCUCCCACCAGCCCAACCCCCACCAGGCACAGCGACACGAGAACUUUGCUCAGUCCCUCGGGGAGAAAUAACCGAAGUGAGGGCACUCUUGACUCCCGCCGAACCACAACCAGGCAUUCUAAGACGAUGGAGGAGCUGAAGCUGCCGGAGCACAUGGACAGCAGCCACUCCCAUUCGCUGUCGGCACCUCAUGAAUCCUUCUCGUAUGGGCUGGGCUACACCAGCCCCUUCUCCUCCCAGCAGCGUCCACACAGGCACUCCAUGUAUGUGACCCGGGACAAAGUGAGAGCCAAAGGCUUGGAUGGAAGCCUGAGCGUAGGACAAGGGAUGGCGGCCAGAGCUAACAGCCUGCAGCUCUUAUCACCUCAGCCUGGAGAGCAGCUCCCUCCAGAGAUGACUGUGGCGCGAUCUUCUGGGAAGGAGUCCUCCAGAGAAGGCACCUCUUCCUUCCAUGCGAGGCAGAAGUCUGAGGGUGGAGCAUAUCAUGACCCCCAUUCUGAUGAUGGCAAUGCCCCCAAAGAAAACAGACACCUGUACAAUGAUCCUGUUCCGAGGAGAGUCGGCAGCUUCUACCGAGUGCCAUCUCCACGUCCAGACAAUUCUUUCCAUGAAAAUAACGUGUCAACCAGAGUUUCUUCCCUACCAUCAGAAAGCAGUUCUGGAACGAACCACUCAAAAAGACAACCAGCAUUCGAUCCAUGGCUCUUCCUCCCUCCUAAGGCGGGCCCUCGUGGAAGGGCUCCAUCUCGGCGUCCAGAGAGACCAGGCAGCGUUCUUGACCUUCCCAUGAGGAUCUGAGCACUGACGGGCAAGCGAAUUCUGAAAGGCUGUGGCUAGUUCUGCUCCCCUGAAACAUCUCUUUCAUGGAAAAACCAAUAACAUUAACGAAUCAACCAUCUAACGCUACGCUUGCAUUUUUUUUUUCCCCCUCCCUGGGAAUAUCUGUGUUGUUCAAACAAAACAAAAACAACCGUGGGGAGAGGCGAAUGCUUAAGCUAAAAGAAUUUCUGAUUUCAGAGCUUCAAGUUCACAGCAGCUGUGUAGGGGCGAGAACCCGAAGGGCCCGGGGCAUCUUGACUCGCGUUCCUCAAACACACAGCCCUGCUCGGCUGCACAGUUGGCUGGGUCCGUGAAGCCAAUCUGCAUAAAUAAUCUCUUUUCAGUUUCUUCUUAGAAAGCGCUUCCUUGGACUGGCAUUCCAGCAGGUCUCCGUCUCUAUGAAGAGAACAUUUGUUUCCACUAAAUGGUAAACUCCUCCCGCGUAGAGACAGUCAUUUCAGUUUUGUCUCCCUAUCGGCACACAAUAGGCACAGGAUGAACGAGGGCGGCAUUGAAUUCUAAGCGGAUUGUGAAGGAAGGUGCUUCAGGAUUGACUGGGCCCAUCACCCCAGCCCUGAAGGGCUGCGGAGCUCAGGCCACGGAGCUCAGCGGGACGUCCCUCCCGUGGUGGAGAAGCCCUGGGUCUCCUUCCAGAAGACUGGGUUUGAAAACCAGUGCCCACCCCUUUAGUAAAUAGGAAAACAGAGCAGACUCCCCCCACUUCCCCCGCGAUUUGCUAUUUUAAUGCAAAUAUAACGAAACAAUGCAGAGAAGCUCUCACCCUACACCCAAACCUGUCUGCCAGAGCUAUUAGGAGGCGAUUAUGUAAAGUGAAUGACGUGGCGUGGCACCAUCUUAACCCUGGAAAGAGAUGGCAAGGACAGCUGCAGCAAAGGAGCCUCUGAACGGUGCUAAAUACUGAGCAUCGCACCCGUUCGAUGGGCCGACCGAGCCUCUGAAAGUCCGUGGGAGCUCUUAGGAGGCAGGAAGAAAAGGAGCCCCAGCUCGCAGGGUCCAGGACAAAAUGCUCUAAUGCCUCAUGCGUUCCGAUGCCUCGUAGCAGCUCCUUGGAGCAGGGUCCGCACACCGUGGCCCUUGGGAGCACAGCCAUGCUCAGGCAUUUCCAUGUUGUCGCUGGCAGCUUUCCGGUUGAGGUGUUGAGACCAUAGGGCCCCCAGGGCCACGGAUAUGUACCGCCCGGUCCUUUACUUAUGGCCGGUUUGCUGGCCCCUGCCUCAGAGGAAGGCAUUCAGAAUAGUCAGGAAAAGCUGUUUAGGCUGCAGAACAAACUGUUCCAGAAGCUUCAGAGGCUUAACGCGCACAACAAAGGGUGAUUUUUCACUCAGGUGAUUCAUCCAUUGUCGGUCCCGCAGGGCUUGACUGAAGGGGAAGCCACUUUGUCAGGCAGGGACAGGGACCUCAUUUGCGAGGAGACACGGCUCCCUUGACUGGAACCGCUGGGUGAGCCCCCUGACUGCGAGGGGGCCGGGGAUGCUGGGAAGCACGUGGUAGUUUGGUGGCAAUAGAUCUCCAGGCACAGUAGUAUUUCCUCCACCUGACAGAAGAAGGCCAAGGCCCGAGUCCCAAAGUUAAAAAAACAAUGCAGCCGGGAUUCCGACUCUGGUCUUUCUGCCUCAAGAGCCUGUGAGCGUCUCAACACUGCCGCUUACCAGUAGUUUAUUUUCGAUAAAUUCCAUUAAUCGCUUUCGUUGAACGUUAGGUCCCAUCUUACCAUCUCACCAAGGCCAAGUGGAGAUCCAGGAAGCUAUUCAGCUAUUCCUUUUGGUCUCUUUUUUUUAGCGCCCGCACCCGAGGCUUAUAGAGGUUCCUGGGCUGGGGGUCGAACGGGAGCUA
Messenger RNA from Sus scrofa (pig), 4528 nucleotides. RefSeq names its product cyclin dependent kinase like 5 (gene CDKL5). Gene Ontology annotation, biological process: protein phosphorylation; positive regulation of axon extension; regulation of dendrite development. Gene Ontology annotation, cellular component: nucleus; dendrite cytoplasm. The record is from RefSeq and is a predicted model, not a curated record. Gene Ontology annotation, molecular function: ATP binding; protein kinase activity. NCBI's taxonomy places the organism in Eukaryota, Metazoa, Chordata, Mammalia, Artiodactyla, Suidae.